AUGGCAGUCGCUUCAGGAUCAAAAGAUGUAAAUACGUUUCUUAGUCAAAGACAAAAUGUUACUGACAAAGAAUUAGCCGCUGAUUGGGCUCAAUUAGAAGAACUUUAUAACAAAAAACUUUGGCAUCAACUUACAUUAAAAUUGGAGACUUUUGUAAAGCAUCCAGCAUUACAAAAAGGUGAUAGUCUUGUUCAAUUGUACAAAAAUUUCUUGUCAACCUUCGAAAAUAAAAUCAAUGCUUUAUCUUUUGUUGAAAUAUUGGCCCAUGUUAUUGAGCAAUUUAGCAAUAAAGAAGAAGCAGUUGAAUUUUUAGAAAAAACUGAGCCUAAAAUCGUUAAUAACAAUGAAGCUGUUGCAUUAUGUAAAGUAUUACAAGGGCAAAUUCUUUUGGAUCAACUUCAUGAUGAAGAAAAAACUAAAAAAAUAAUUGAUGACGUUGAAAUUAUGCUUGAUAAUGCUGACGGUGUAACUACAGUCCAUGGAAGAUUUUAUCUUUUAGCUAGUAGAUUAUACCGAUUGCAAGGAAAGCAUGCUGAGUAUUAUCGUACAGCAUUAAGAUAUCUAGGAUGCAUUGAUUUGAAUACAUUGACCAAACAAGAACAAGAGCAGCAUGCGUUUUUCUUAGGUUUAGCAGCUCUUCUAGGAGAUGGAGUUUACAAUAUCGGUGAAUUAUUAGCUCAUCCAGUCUUAUUGUCAUUAAAAGGUACACCAAAUUCUUGGCUUAUUGAUCUUCUUCAAGCAUUUAAUGCCGGUGAUAUUGCGGCAUUGGAAAAAUUGAAAACACAAUGGGCUAAAGUGGCUGAUUUAGCAGCUCAAGAAUUAAAAUUAAGACAAAAGAUAUCACUUCUUUGUCUUAUGGAAAUGACGUUCAAAAGACAGGCAAAUAAUCGCCAACUUACAUUUGCUGAAAUUUCACAAGAGACUCGAUUACCAGUUAAUGAAGUUGAAUUAUUAGUUAUGAAAGCUCUUGCUCAAGGUCUUGUUCGAGGUGCUAUUGAUCAAGUAGCUGGCACUGUCAACAUGACUUGGGUUCAACCACGAGUACUCGAUCGUACUCAAAUUGGCAGUAUGGUUCAACAACUUGAUCGUUGGUGUAAAGACGUUAAUACAAUGGAAAAUUUACUUGAAUCUCGCGCAACAGAAAUUCUAACACUUUAA
Cotesia congregata is the source of this 1158-nucleotide messenger RNA. NCBI's taxonomy places the organism in Eukaryota, Metazoa, Arthropoda, Insecta, Hymenoptera, Braconidae. The record is from the annotation of a GenBank genome assembly.